This is a messenger RNA of Maylandia zebra (zebra mbuna), 1868 nucleotides long. It is a transcript of the gene dpm1, whose product is annotated as dolichyl-phosphate mannosyltransferase subunit 1, catalytic. The record is from RefSeq and is a predicted model, not a curated record. Lineage: Eukaryota; Metazoa; Chordata; Actinopteri; Cichliformes; Cichlidae. Gene Ontology annotation, biological process: dolichol-linked oligosaccharide biosynthetic process; protein O-linked glycosylation via mannose; GPI anchor biosynthetic process. Gene Ontology annotation, molecular function: dolichyl-phosphate beta-D-mannosyltransferase activity. Gene Ontology annotation, cellular component: endoplasmic reticulum membrane.
UGUUUGCUAACCACCUAUAAAUAAUAUAAGGAAGAAGGAGCACAAGCUCAACGUCGCCAUGGCAAGCAGGAAAACUUCCCGGCCAAACCGAGACAGCGGGGACAAAUACUCAGUACUAUUACCCACCUACAACGAAAGAGAAAACCUGCCUUUAAUAGUGUGGCUGCUUGUCAAGUAUUUCGGGGAAAGUGGGUUUAACUACGAGAUAAUUGUUAUUGACGACGGAAGCCCAGAUGGGACACUGGAGGUGGCAGAACAGCUUCAGAAAGUCUAUGGGGAGGACAAGAUCCUGCUACGACCAAGAGCAAAAAAAUUAGGCCUAGGCACUGCCUACAUUCACGGCAUGAAGCAUGCUUCUGGGAACUUCAUCAUCAUAAUGGAUGCAGAUCUUUCCCAUCAUCCCAAGUUUAUCCCAGAGUUUAUUCAGAAGCAGAAGGAAGGCAAUUACGACCUGGUUUCUGGUACUCGAUACCGAGGGAACGGAGGGGUUUACGGCUGGGACCUUCGCAGGAAACUCAUCAGUCGGGGGGCCAACUUUUUGGCUCAGGUGUUGUUGAGACCUGGUGCUUCAGAUCUCACAGGCAGCUUCAGACUAUACAAGAAAAAGGUGCUGGAGAGUCUUGUUGAGCAGUGUGUGUCCAAAGGCUACGUCUUUCAGAUGGAAAUGAUCGUCCGAGCCAGACAACUCAACUACACAAUCGGAGAGGUACCCAUUUCCUUUGUGGACCGAGUUUAUGGAGAGUCCAAACUAGGAGGGAAUGAGAUCGUAUCGUACGCAAAGGGACUGCUCAUGCUUUUUGCCACAACAUGAUCAGUUUGUAAAAUCCACAGGCCUGUAGUCUUACUGUGUUUAAUACAGUUCUAUCAGAAUUGUAAUGAGGAAGGGGGGAAAAAAACUCCACUUGCCUGUGGUCAGACAGCAAAUACCAAGGGAGACGUCUCUCCCUGUUAGGUGUAAAUAUAAAAGAAGUCCCUGUCAGUAGACCUUCAAGAAUACAAAAGAAACAUAGUGCUUUACAUUCCCAUCAUCCUCUUUAAUCAGUUUCUGGCAAAGCGUCUCAUCACUCUGCAUUAACAAGCUGUCACAUGACUUAAAGUGCACACUGAAGUGCUCCACCUAUGCUUGAUUGUAUAGAAUUAAACUGUUUUUUUUUAUCACUGGCCUUGAGAGAUUUUUUUUUCCUUUUGGGAUGCAGGCAGCUUCUCUUACUGAUGUUCUUUAAGGAGUUUAAAGCCUGAAAUAAACAUGAUUGUUUAUUAAUAUUUUGGACACAGAACCUCCGAGAUUUUUUAGUAAAUUGGGUUUUUCCUGAUAAUUGUUGUAGUAGUGACUCUAUACGGCCCUUAUGGAAGUUUAACUCUGUCAUUCUCAACAAAUAAAUAUUUUUCUUCCCAUUUCUUCAUUGCAUAUUAGGGGGGAAAAAAGUUCCAUUUGUAGAUUGUUUACUGGUUUUCAGAUUGCUGUAAAUGCAUUUAAUCACAACACCAUUAACCUUUUGGAUUCCACUGUUAUCACGCGAGUCUACUGACAAGUCUGCGUGUAUUAGCAGAAUGCUACCAUUUAAAGAACAAAAUGAGCUUCAGUGUAAGAAAAAGUCAAGGACAUAAGUUGUUUCAUUAUGGAGAAUGUCGCCAGUGCCCCCUGCAGGGCCCCCACUGAAUUGCGACCAAUUCCUGAACAACGGAGUUAACGGGAGGUGGAGUAACUACAUCCAAACUUUUGGACCACCCUACAGUAACUCCGACCGUGUUCUCUUCAGAGGGUUAGGCUGAUGAGGAGUUGAUCAGUGAUGGUGUUUGGCCACUGAGUAACCUUUUCCCUUGUGUUAUUUAAAUUUCAAGUAAAGGAAUAAUUUUGUGUUUUAUUA